CUUGAUGUCACCGGGUUCCAUUCUUUCCACCAUGAUGGGCCUUUUGACGCCUGUACGCCCCACCGCAACAAGAAGGCCGGCAAGUUGGCUCCGGUGAAUGCUUUCCCUGUGGACGGGCCUAAUUCGUCGAUCAAGGGGAUGGGCUUUGCCAACGCUUCGAACGAGGCAGAGGCAAAGAGCCAGACCAUGGACCGUAUGUUUGGGCAAACAAACUUCGCGGAGGAUGGCCCGCUCCAAAGAGCCCCGAUUGGCCAGUCCAACGAGUCUGUGGACACUUUACAGCAGUAUAAUGCGUUGAAGAAGCAGUACAAUAGCCAGAUCACCAGUUUCGACUCCACGCUCAAAGCCGAGCCGAUCCAUGGCGACACCACCUACGGCUUGGGUUCGCUGACAUUCCUUGAGGGUGCGCCUGCCCCACGCAAGACACAGUUCGAGGAGCCAUCCUUCCAUGAGGGUGGUUUAGGCCGCAAGAAGAGCUUGAGCCAGCGGUUGAGGAAGAACUCGUCAUCCGGCGAGGCCGCACAGAGAAACUCCGGUGCCGAGAGCGACAAUGUGAUCGAAGGUGCCGGCAGCAGCUUAUUGAGAAGAGUCAAGAGUUUGAAAGUGAGUAGGAGAUAG
Molecule: messenger RNA, 618 nt
Organism: Babjeviella inositovora NRRL Y-12698
Lineage: Eukaryota; Fungi; Ascomycota; Pichiomycetes; Serinales
Exons: 1
Cellular component (GO): cytoplasm
Source: RefSeq, a predicted model, not a curated record